CAAAAAAAAAUCCAAAGCGAGCAGAUCCCCCGCCCCUAACCGACUCCCCUCGCUUCCAUUCCAUUAAUGGCCGCCACCAAGAGCCCUCCAACACACACCUGACCUCCCCUUCCCCCCUCUCUCCGCCGCCCGUUCCCCGCGCCUCCGCCCGUACGUCCCGUUCCCGGUCGGCCGGCCGGUCCAAAGGGAGGGGAGGAGGAGGAACGCGGGAGUCGGGGCCCGCACCGAUGCUGAGCUCGGCAUCCUCGGCCGCGGGAGCGGCCAUGGGGAUGGGCGGCGGCGGGUACGCGCACCAGCCCCCGCCACAGCGCACGGUCUUCACCGCCGCGCAGUGGGCGGAGCUGGAGCAGCAGGCGCUCAUCUACAAGUACCUCAUGGCCGGCGUCCCCGUCCCGCCCGACCUCCUCCUCCCCGUCCGCCCCGGCCCCGCCGCCGCCUUCUCCUUCGCCGGCCCCGCCGCCGCGUCGCCCUUCUACCACCAACACCACCCGUCCCUGAGCUACUACGCCUACUACGGCAAGAAACUGGACCCGGAGCCGUGGCGGUGCCGCCGCACCGACGGCAAGAAGUGGCGGUGCUCCAAGGAGGCGCACCCCGACUCCAAGUACUGCGAGCGCCACAUGCACCGUGGCCGCAACCGUUCAAGAAAGCCUGUGGAAUCCAAGACCGCCUCGUCGUCGUCGCCCGCGCACCCGUCGCCGCCCCAGCUGUCCACCGUCACCACCACCGCGCCUCUCGAGCCCCUUGCAGCGGCGGGGGGCAAGGUCCACGGCCUGUCCCUCGGCGGCGGCGCUGCUGGCUCGUCGCACCUCGGCGUCGAUGCUUCGAAUGCUCACUAUCGUUAUGGUAGCAACAGGUACCCUCUCGGAGCUAAACCGGACGGCGGCGAGUUGAGCUUCUUCUCAGGAGCGUCAUCGGGGAACAACUCGAGGGGCGGCUUCACCAUCGACUCUCCAUCAGAUAACAACUCGUGGCACUCCGCCCUGGCGUCCAGCGUGCCCCCGUUCACGCUGUCGACGAAGAGCGGGGACUCCGGCCUCCUGCCCGGCGCCUACGCCUCCUACUCCCAGUCCCACUCCCACAUGGAGCCGCCGCGGGAGCUCGGGCAGGUCACCAUCGCCUCGCUGGCGCAGGAGCAGGAGCGCCAGCAGCCGUUCAGUGGUGGGAUGCUCGGGAACGUGAAGCAGGAGAACCAGAACCAGCCGCUGCGGCCCUUCUUCGACGAGUGGCCCGGGACGCGGGCGGACUCGUGGCCGCCGGAGAUGGACGGCGCGCCGCGGGCCGGCAGGACCUCCUUCUCCUCCUCCACCACCCAGCUCUCCAUCUCCAUCCCGAUGCCCAGAUGCGACUGACGAGGAACCGUCGAUCGGGCGGCCACUAGACGGUGGACGCUCACGCUCACUAGUGCGCUGUCGCCUGGAGUGGAGAUCGAUCGUCACGCCGCCGCCGCCUACGCCCUCGUCCUACCUAUUUGUUUUGCCGUAGUGUAUUGUACCGACCUCAUUAAGAACAGAACAGAACAGAAGUCUCUGUGUAAGAGCCGGCUCCUUCCUGUUCCUAUGGUUUGUACUAGUAGCGUGCUUUGUAUUUGUUGUACCCCUCAAGACCGAGAAUGAAACCCGCCCGCCGUCAGUCUGUCUUUGCGUUUUAGUA
Messenger RNA from Zea mays, 1653 nucleotides. RefSeq names its product Growth-regulating factor 6. The record is from RefSeq and is a predicted model, not a curated record. Gene Ontology annotation, molecular function: ATP binding. The transcript is spliced from 4 exons. Gene Ontology annotation, biological process: regulation of DNA-templated transcription; developmental process; DNA-templated transcription. The coding region runs from base 228 to 1352 and encodes 374 amino acids. Gene Ontology annotation, cellular component: nucleus. NCBI's taxonomy places the organism in Eukaryota, Viridiplantae, Streptophyta, Magnoliopsida, Poales, Poaceae.